This is a messenger RNA of Suncus etruscus (white-toothed pygmy shrew), 1364 nucleotides long. RefSeq names its product ATPase Na+/K+ transporting subunit beta 3 (gene ATP1B3). NCBI's taxonomy places the organism in Eukaryota, Metazoa, Chordata, Mammalia, Eulipotyphla, Soricidae. Gene Ontology annotation, molecular function: ATPase activator activity. The record is from RefSeq and is a predicted model, not a curated record. Bases 134 to 976 code for a protein of 280 amino acids. Gene Ontology annotation, biological process: intracellular sodium ion homeostasis; sodium ion export across plasma membrane; intracellular potassium ion homeostasis. The transcript is spliced from 7 exons. Gene Ontology annotation, cellular component: sodium:potassium-exchanging ATPase complex.
CUCGCGUCUUCGCGCCUCCCGCCGUCCGCUUCGUCGCCGGGCUGCGCCGCCCGGAGCUGGGUCGCGCCGUCGCGCGCGCCUCGCCGCCGCCGCCGCCACCCCCGCGGCCUCCCGCCUCGUCGCCGGCCCCACCAUGACGAAGAAGGAGAAGAAGUCCUUCCACCAGAGCUUGUCGGAAUGGAAGCUCUUCCUCUACAACCCCGGCACCGGAGAGUUCCUGGGCCGCACCGCCUCGAGCUGGGGUUUGAUCUUGCUCUUCUACCUGGUCUUCUACGUGUUUCUGGCUGCACUCUUCUCGUUGACUAUGUGGGUGAUGCUUCAGACGCUGAACGAUGAGGUUCCAAAAUACCAAGACCGCAUUCCUAGUCCAGGGGUUUCCAUCUUCCCGAGGGCACCGACUGCACUGGAAUAUACGUUCAAUGCGAGUAAUCCAGAGACCUACAAGGGGCUCAUCGAAGACAUUCAAAACUCUCUAAAACCAUACACUGACGAAGCGCAGAGGAAUCUCUCAGCGUGUACCAACCAAAACACAUAUUUUGAACAGCAAGGGCCCACUUACAUGGCCUGCCAGUUCCCCCUCAACCAGCUGAAUAUCUGCGGCUCUAAAGAUGACACCUAUGGCUAUUCCAAAGGACAACCAUGUUUUUAUUUGAAGAUGAACAGAAUAAUUGGAUUAAAGCCUGAAGGAAGACCAAGGAUAAGCUGUGAAGCAAAGAACAAGGUCAGAGAGAUGACAGCUAUAUUCAAUUAUCCUCCCUUAGGAGCAAUAGAUAUAAAAUACUUUCCAUAUUAUGGGAAAAAACGGCAUCCAAAUUAUCUGCAGCCGUUAGUUGCUAUCCAAAUCGAUUUUCCUCAGAAGACGACCAAUGAAGUCUCAGUUAACUGCACUCUCGUGGACUCACCCAACCUAAAGAACCACGACGACCGCGAUAAGUUUCUGGGACGAAUCUCGUUCAAAGUCAUAAUGCAUAGAUAAAACGCUAGGAUAUCUCCAGAGUAAAUGUGUUGUCUGUCUUCGUUUUGUAUCAGCUGGAUCUGCCAUUCUAGAACUAGGAUCUCACCUUGGAGAAGUGUGUGGUGCCCGACACUGGGGUGAUAAGCUUCCCAGCCACAGUAUUCCAGAGUGACCUGCCUUUGAACCAGGGGAAGUGCCAGGCAGGGUCCUGAAUCUCGAGAUUUUGAACCUUGGAGGGUUCUAGGUAGUUUAAUUACCAGUGUCUAAAGCUUCCUCUGCUGUGUCUGUAAAUAUUUUCUAGAUGAUAUGGUUGACUUGACUUAUUUUGAUGCCAACAGGGUCUGAGAGAUUAAAAAAAAAAAAAAGCUUCAUAGCCACCAUCAAGUAACUUUGAAAUGCCAAGAAGGAU